Messenger RNA from Cuscuta campestris, 1202 nucleotides. Lineage: Eukaryota; Viridiplantae; Streptophyta; Magnoliopsida; Solanales; Convolvulaceae. The record is from the annotation of a GenBank genome assembly.
CACAUCAUCUCUUUGAGAGAAAUGCAGAUUUAUUAGUUGGAUGCCAUGCUAGCACCUCACCCAGAAGCCAUUCCGCUACAGUCUUCAACCGCCUCUCCUCCCAUGACAAAGCCCGUUGAAAUCAAUUUCUUAUCCAUGUGUUAUCCUGUGUAGAAGCAGAUGAGUGGAUGAGAUGAGGAAAAAAUGAUACGUAGAUGGGUCUAAGAGUCAGUCAUUUUCCAUCUGCACUGGGGAGCAGUUAGAUGUCGAUAUUGUAUGCUUUGGUGGGCAGGGGGACGACUGUGCUGUCGGAGUUCAGCGCCGUGACGGGGAACGCAGGGGCCGUCGCGCGGCGGAUACUGGAGAAGCUUCCGGCGGAAUCGGAGUCCAGGCUGUGCUUUUCUCAGGAUCGAUACAUCUUUCACAUCCUCAGAUCCGAUGGCCUCAUCUUCCUUUGUAUGGCCAACGACACCUUCGGCAGAAGGAUACCAUUUUCAUAUCUGGAGGAUAUUAAAAUGAGGUUUAUAAAGAAUUAUGGUAGGAUUGCUUCCCAGGCACCUGUUUAUGCCAUGAAUGAUGAGUUCUCUAGGGUCUUACAUCAACAAAUGGAGUUCUUUUCAAGCAAUCCCAGCCCAGAUACACUUAAUCGUGUUAGGGAAGAAGUUGGCGAGUUGCGGUCCAUCAUGGUUGACAACAUUGAUAGAAUACUUGAGAGAGGUGACCGUAUAGAGCUUCUUGUUGAUAAAACAGCAACCAUGCAAGGCAAUUCAUUUCACUUCAGAAAACAGUCAAAUCGGCUCAGACGAGCUAUUUGGAUGAAAAAUGCUAAGCUUAUGGCCUUGAUGACUUGCUUGAUUCUAGUCCUCCUGUACUUGAUAAUUUCAUCUUUCUGUGGGGGCAUCACUCUACCAUCCUGCAGAACUUAACAAUACCAAGAGUCUUUGGUGACUCCAAACAGAGGCAUGUAGGGUGCUUGUGAAGAAUAAUAAUUACUCCGUAUUAUUACCGUAAGCAGUAACUUCUUGGGAUGGGUAAGAUCUUUGUUGGGGAUGAAUAAGGUAACUUUAUUUUCUGAAUCUGUGUAAAUUCUGAUGAUUCUCUCACAACUUUCUUUUUUUGUUCUUUUGUUUGUAUUUCUGUCUCUCUGUGUAAGUAAUAUAUAAAUCUGGUGAAAGGAUUGAAAUGGAAGACAAGAAUGGUGUGCUUAUCAAACAUUGGACCCU